GCUCAUCAUGUUCUCUGUAUCCCGCCGUUUUUCAAGCGGCAAGUCGAUCGAGUUUGGCGGCAAUGCGCGCCAGCUGAUGCUCUCCGGCAUUGAGCGGAUUGCCACUGCUGUCGGCGUAACGUUGGGGCCAAAGGGCCGCAACGUCAUCAUUCGCCAACCGAACGGGGAGCCGAAGAUCACAAAGGACGGUGUGACGGUGGCGCGCUCCAUUGAGUUCCACGACCAGUUCGAGGACGUCGGCGCUAAGCUCAUUCGGCAGGUGGCGAGCAAGACCAACGACGUGGCGGGCGACGGCACCACCACAGCCACCAUCCUCGCUUGGAGCAUCUUUGCCGAGGGCUACAAAAGCGUGGCGACGGGUGCCAACCCGAUGGACCUGAAGCGCGGCAUCGACGCCGCCGUCUCCAUCAUCCUCGAAGACCUGGCGGAGCAGACCCGUCCGGUGCGAGACCUGCCGAUGUUGGAGAACGUGGCGACGAUUAGCGCGAACGGCGAGCGGCCUCUGGGCACCUUGAUCGCCCAGGCCGUGCAGUCCGUCGGCGUGGACGGCUUCAUCUCUGUUCUCGAUGGCAACUCGACGACGACGGAGUGGAUGCGCUACGAUGGCUGGAGCACCGAACACGGCUUCGUGUCGAGCGCGCUAAUGACGGAAAGCACCCUCUUGUGCAGCCGGCUGGACAACGCGCUCGUGUUCGUGACGGCGCAACCGUUGGAGGAGGUGCGGGAUGUGGUGCGCCUGCUGGAGGCCUCCAGAGCCCAGCAACGCCCGCUCAUCUUGGUCGGCCCUGCGUUUGCCGAGCCAGUGCUGCAGACCGUCAUUCUCAACCACGAGCGUGGCGUCGCGCAGUGCGGUGUCGUGUGUGUACCAGAGCUGCGGGAGGAGGAGCUGCACGAUGUGGCCGCUUCGUGUCAGUGCAGCGUGGAGAAGGUGAGCUCAAUCGGCUACGUCGACGACGUGCAGUGCCUGCUCGGCUCGGCGAAGCACAUGGAGCAGACAAUGGACAGCACCGUCAUCAGCGGCACCGGCGACACCUCGGCGCGGGUGCGACUGCUGCAGAGUCGGCUGGAGCGUCUCAUGACGGAGGAGAGCCGCGAGGCGAUGCGGGAGCGCAUCUCCAAGCUCAACCACACCUACGCCGUCAUCCGUGUCGGCGGUCGUUCCGCGAUCGAGGUGAGCGAGUCGAAGGACCGCGUCGUGGAUGCGUUGAAUGCGGCUCGCAACGCGCUCGGCGAGGGCAUCGUGGCCGGCGGCGGCGCGGCGCUGCUGCACGCGUCGAAGAAAUUGGAUGAGCUGCUCGCGAACGACGAGGAAAUGGAACAGGAUCGACGCACCGGCGUCCAAAUCGUGCGCAACGCCAUUCGCCUGCCGCUCAAGAAGAUUAGCGAGAACGCCGGCGAGGAGGGCGCCGUGACGGUGGAGAACGUCGCCGAGUACCAGGAGACCGCGAUGGGCUACGACGCACAGAACGGCACCUAUGUGGACAUGUUUGAGGCGGGUAUUGUCGACCCGCUGCGCGUGGUGCGGUCCUGUGUGGUGGACGCGUCCUCCGUCGCCGGGCUGAUGAUCACCACGGAGGCGAGCGUCUGCGACUACCGCCCCCCGGUAGAGAAGACCCGCAAGUGA
Leptomonas pyrrhocoris is the source of this 1624-nucleotide messenger RNA. RefSeq names its product putative mitochondrial chaperonin HSP60/CNP60. Bases 8 to 1624 code for a protein of 538 amino acids. Gene Ontology annotation, molecular function: ATP binding; ATP-dependent protein folding chaperone. NCBI's taxonomy places the organism in Eukaryota, Euglenozoa, Kinetoplastea, Trypanosomatida, Trypanosomatidae. The transcript has a single exon. Gene Ontology annotation, biological process: protein refolding. The record is from RefSeq and is a predicted model, not a curated record.